AUGACGACCCUUCAGCCACGCAAGCCGUACACAGAAGAGGAGCUCAAAGUCCUCUACCCCUCUGGCCUGGAGCUCGUCCAAGCCCAGGUCCUCCUCCGUCACGGCGAGCGUACCCCGGUCUCGGCUCGCUUUCAAAAUGUCGGCCUCCACCCAUACUGGCCGUAUUGCAAGUCUGCUAGCCACCUGAGAAAUGUAGUGCUUGAGGCGAAUAAAGACGGAGUUGUGUUCUCGGCCCUUGAAUGGAAGAAACGCCUCGAGUCCUUCGGCGUCGGCACUGACUCGCCUCUACUAGCUACGGGUGCCACUGGUGGUGUGGAUGAUAUCUGUGAGAUGGGUAUGCUCACUGAUAAGGGGCGCGAGACUACUCAUAGCCUUGGCAAGCGCCUGCGUGAGCUGUACGUCAAGCAGCUAGGCUUCCUCCCUGAGAUCAUCGACUCGUCUGAGUUCAUGUACCUGCGUGCUACACCAGUCCCACGUGCCCUGGAGUCAUUGCAGCAGACCUUCGUCGGCUUGUAUCCCGAGGACAAGCGGACUGCUGACUUCCCACCACCUACCAUUCUGCUUCGAAACCUAUCCGAAGAGCAAUUGUUGCCCAACGAGGGAGGUUGCGCGCGCUUCAGGACCCUAAUGAAAGCGUAUGCCAAGCGCACAGCAGACCGCUGGAACUCCAGUGAGGAGAUGGACUAUCUGAACAGCAUAUAUGGUAAAUACAUGCCUGAAGGAACGCGUGUGGCCGUGGACGCAAAACCCCGGCUCUCGGGCAUCAUGGACACUGUCAACUCCACUCUGGCCCACGGCCCCGAGACCAAGCUUCCAGACAUCUUCUACGAUACGAAGGCCGUCGAGACCAUGGAAAAGAUCAACGUUGAGGAGUGGUUCGCUGGCUUCAAGGAGUCUCGCGAGUACCGUACGCUGGGCAUGGGGUCUCUGCUCGGCGACAUCACUGAGCGUAUAGUCGCCAACGUUGAGGCCUCUAACUUGGGUAGCCAGGACAACACCGUCGUCAAGUUUGGCAUGUCCGGCUGCCAUGACACUACCCUUGCCGGUACCCUUGCCAGCCUCGGUGCCUACGAGACUCAGCGCUGGCCCCCAUAUACGAGCCACGUCGCGCUCGAGGUUUUCCGCAAGUCCACUGCCGCUUCUGCCGCGAGGGCUUAUAGCGAGAAAGACGUAUCCGCCAUGAACGCUGCCGCUGCGAACAAGCCAAUCUCGCCAACUGGCAAGACGCUGCCCACCAUCGGCCGCAAGACCCUCCAGGAAAUGACCGAGGACGAGCUGAAGCGGAUCGAGGGCCAUUACGUCCGCAUCCGAUAUAAUGACGAGCCCGUCACUAUCCCUGGCUGCAAGGCCGCGGGUAACCACUUGGAAGGCGACGAGAGCUUCUGCACGCUGGCAGCCUUUAAGAGUAUCGUCGACAAGAUUACCCCCAAGAACUGGAAGACGGAGUGCAGCAAGGUAGACAAAGACAACAUCCUGCCCGCGAAGCCGGAGCCUGCCGGGUACUAG
Molecule: messenger RNA, 1506 nt
Organism: Diaporthe amygdali
Lineage: Eukaryota; Fungi; Ascomycota; Sordariomycetes; Diaporthales; Diaporthaceae
Product: histidine acid phosphatase
Exons: 3
Coding region: 1-1506 (501 amino acids)
Biological process (GO): dephosphorylation
Molecular function (GO): phosphatase activity
Source: RefSeq, a predicted model, not a curated record